Chrysemys picta bellii (western painted turtle) is the source of this 1313-nucleotide messenger RNA. Lineage: Eukaryota; Metazoa; Chordata; Testudines; Emydidae. The record is from RefSeq and is a predicted model, not a curated record.
CCUCCCCGCCCCCCGCUCCCCAGGAACCGGAAGUUCCCUUGUUGCUCCCAUCAUCCUGCCUGCCCUAGUAGCUGUCGGCUGCCGGGGCCGGGGCCGCCAUGAGCAAGCGGAAGGCGCCGCAGGAGAGCCCCAAUGCGGGGAUCACAGACUUCCUGAGCGAACUGGCGAACUACGAGAAGAACGUGAACCGAGCCAUCCACAAGUACAACGCGUACAGAAAAGCAGCUUCUGUAAUAUCCAAGUAUCCAAGCAAGAUCAAAAGUGGAGCUGAAGCAAAGAAGCUGGAAGGAGUAGGAGCUAAAAUAGCUGAGAAGAUUGAUGAGUUUUUAUCCACUGGAAAACUACGUAAGCUUGAAAAGGUGAACCUCUUUGACCUUCUUCUCUGUUUCACUGUGUCAAUUUGGUUAAGAAGUGCCUUGAUUCUUUGCAGUCCUUCUGCAGCUAGGAAGCUUGUGGAUGAAGGGAUAAAGACAUUGGAAGAUCUAAGGAAAAAUGAACACAAGCUAAAUCAUCAUCAGCGAAUUGGGCUAAAAUAUUUUGAAGACUUUGAGAAAAGAAUCCCUAGAGAAGAGAUGUUACAGAUGCAGGAAAUUGUAUUGAAAGAGGUUAAGAAACUGGACCCCGAAUAUAUUGCUACAGUCUGUGGCAGUUUCAGGCGAGGUGCGGAAUCAAGUGGGGAUAUGGAUAUUCUCCUGACCCAUCCAAGUUUCACUUCUGAAUCAACCAAACAGCCAAAGCUUUUGCACCAAGUUGUAGAACAAUUGAAAAAAAUCCACUUUGUCACAGACACAUUGUCAAAGGGUGAUACGAAAUUCAUGGGUGUAUGUCAGUUGCCAAGCGAAGAAGAUGGAACCAAUUAUCCAUACAGGAGAAUUGAUAUCAGGCUGAUCCCCAAGGAUCAAUAUUAUUGUGGGGUACUGUACUUCACAGGCAGUGACAUAUUCAAUAAGAACAUGAGAACUCAUGCCCUGGAAAUGGGUUUCACAAUCAACGAGUACACAAUCCGGCCCUUGGGAGUUACUGGAGUUGCUGGGGAGUCCCUCCCAGUAGAGAGUGAAAAGGAUAUCUUUGACUACAUACAGUGGAAGUAUCGAGAGCCAAAAGAACGGAGUGAAUAACUUGCAUUCGUAGGUUCACUAGCUAGUGCUCACUUAUUUUGCAGCUUUUAUGAAUAAUCAUCGGAAUCAAAUCUAGGUGCAUAUUUAUUGCUUGAACAUUACUUCAGAAGGUGUGUAUUACUGACACUGUUUUUAAACAAUAGUUCCAUGGCACUAGAGUAAAAUGUGUUAUAAAAAUUAAAUCACGUAACAUUG